AUGAGUUAUGUGAUCUACAUAUCGUUUCCGGCGAUUCUUCUCCUUUUGAUCGUAGCUAUCGCUUUUUAUCUCAUCGGAAAGAGAAUCGGCCGGCGAGAAGGUCUGUCACAGCUUCACUACGGACCGCCGUUGGCUAGUUUACCGGCACCUGCACCGCCGCAAAACGCUGUGGAGAAGCCACCGGAGGUUUAG
This is a messenger RNA of Arabis nemorensis, 192 nucleotides long. The record is from the annotation of a GenBank genome assembly. Lineage: Eukaryota; Viridiplantae; Streptophyta; Magnoliopsida; Brassicales; Brassicaceae.